Molecule: messenger RNA, 615 nt
Organism: Coffea arabica (coffee)
Lineage: Eukaryota; Viridiplantae; Streptophyta; Magnoliopsida; Gentianales; Rubiaceae
Product: cysteine proteinase inhibitor 4
Molecular function (GO): cysteine-type endopeptidase inhibitor activity
Source: RefSeq, a predicted model, not a curated record
UUCGCCUAUCGCAACCAAUUGCAAUAAUCUCUUCUCAUAACUCUUUGCCUAAGUAUGACUGAAGUCGCAACCAACUUCCAAAUGGCUGAUAUUACAGCCAACCACCAAAUAACUGAAGUGGCAAACAACUACAUGAAGGAAUUCCAGUCUACCGAAGUCGAUGCUAUACUUAAGCAAGCUGGAGAGACCAAAUUAAUUGUGCCUGGUGGUUGGACUCCAGUGAACCCUCUAGACCCUCACAUUCAAGAGCUCGGAAGAUUUGCAGUGGAUGAGCACAACAAGACGACAAAGAACAAACUGGUGUUUGUGGCUGUGGUUGCUGGCUUGCAGAAACCACUUGGAUUUGCCACUCUGUACUGGCUCCUUAUUGCAGCUAAGGAUAGCAAGGGCAAGUUAGGUCUCUAUAAGGCACUGGUCAUAGAAUACCUAACUGGGGUGAAGAAACUCUUAUACUUUGGGGCUGUGCCCUUUGUUAUUAAGAACAAGGACUGAAGAUUAACAUUUAUUGUACUAAGUAUCUAGUGUGUGCCCAAGUAUGGUUGUUUCAGAUGCACUUUUGACAUGUUGGAGGUGCAUUUGUACCAGCAAAAUGCACCGAUAUAUCAGAUAAAUAAA